Messenger RNA from Aphanomyces astaci, 312 nucleotides. RefSeq lists its product as hypothetical. Lineage: Eukaryota; Oomycota; Saprolegniomycetes; Saprolegniales; Verrucalvaceae. The transcript has 2 exons. The coding region runs from base 1 to 312 and encodes 103 amino acids. The record is from RefSeq and is a predicted model, not a curated record.
AUGGAAUUGUGGAUCACAAGCCCACUAAAGGGGCGUCUUUCGGGGACUCUGGCGGUGCAACUUGCGGUUACCCGGGAAAGCAUGCGCUGGUUUCAGAAACCUCGUACUACUGCGCCAAUGGGGUGCGCAACCCGCGUUCGACUUGCACCUUCGGCAGCACUGCCCAGCUUGGGUGACACCAGUGUUAUGCAGCACUCCACGUUCGUCCAGUCGACCAACACUAUGUCCUCCACCAACACCGCAGCCCACCAGGCGGUCCUCGCCCUCUUGCGUCGCGGUUUUGGCGACAAUGAUACAGCGCUACUCCUUUGA